GCUGAGGACAGACGUCGUAGAUAAUUUCGUUGAACAAGGUGAGAUCCCGAGAAUCUCGGACGUUGGACCUUUUGGACUUUUGCACUAUCAGUCGAAGGUGGCGUAGACUAUAACUCGGCUCAUUAGCCAAUAUUGCAAUUACUGCAACUUGUGCAACUUUUCCGUUUGUGUGCAUACUAAGUGUCUGGUCAAGACGGUGCUGCAACUGUGAGAACAGAUACCAGAAUCUUAAUAUUGACCAUUCGCGGAUACUACAGAGCUGUUGCAAUUAAGACUCUUAUAAGCGAGUACGUGGUUGAGUGUUGAAAGUAAUCGAAGUAACAUGAAUUGCUGCUUUUUCUAAGCCAAACUGGAACAUAUCUCCUUCGCUGCGAAGUAAUAGUUGGGUACAGGCUUUAAAAAAUUCCGUGCGGUGCUCCAUUGAGUGCGGUUCCAAUUAGUUGCCCAAAGAAUUUUCGGUUCUAAUCCGGCGGUAACAGAGCGGUAAGGUGGCGGUGAAGCGUUGGGUUCCUUGGUACCGAAGAAGUGAAAGUGAAUGUGAAGAUUUGUCCAUUACAACGCUCCGGGCAAGAUAAGUGACGGUAAGCGCGACGUCGCCGUUGCAAUCGAAAACUUGUACAAUUUGUGUAAUAUCAUUACAAGUGCUGCAACUCGAAGCGGUUUGUUUUCGGAGAGAAGCAGAGUUGAGUAAUCCACUGCAGAAAUGGCUAAAGUUGACGAUAAAACUGAGACGCACCUUUUCGGCCAAGUUCCAGAAAUCAGCGAAAGUAAUGGAAAAAUGAAGAAAGCAGAGAAGCAGAAACAAAAUGGGGCGGCAUCGAAUAGCAAGGGGAGUGCAGGUGUGUUAAAGGAGGUUGCUGUUAUAGAAAUUGAUAACAUUCAAAAUUCCGGAACAAUGACAAAUUUCGAGGAGGUAGUGCAGAGAUCACGGGCGGCGUUUAAUAGCGGGAAGACCAGAAAUGUCAACUUCAGACGUCAUCAAUUGGAGCAAUUGCUCAAACUGUAUGAAGAACAGGAGCCAUUGAUGAUGGCGGCCCUAGAAGCAGAUUUGAGAAAACACACGCAGGAGAGCAAAAUAUUAGAAACUGAAUUCCUUAAAAAUGAUAUUAGAAAUAUUUUAUAUAAUCUCGAUAGCUGGGUAAAGCCUGACAAGCCAGAAAAAACUUUCGUAAAUAUGCUUGAUGAUGUUCUAAUUUACAAAGACCCGUAUGGAGUUGCUUUGGUCUUGGGUGCAUGGAAUUAUCCUUUGCAAUUAACAUUAUUGCCCGUUGCUUCAGCCAUUGCAGCUGGCAAUUGUGUUAUUAUAAAACCAAGUGAAGUAGCUCCCAACAGUGCAAAAUUCAUUUCGGAAUUUCUACCCAAGUAUUUGGAUAAUGAAUGCUAUCCAGUUGUAUGUGGUGGAGUGGCUGAAACCACAGAACUCCUUAAGCAACAAUUCGAUUACAUCUUCUUUACUGGAUCGACCCACAUUGGAAAAAUCAUCCAUGCUGCUGCAAAUAAGCACUUGACACCAGUGACAUUGGAAUUAGGAGGAAAAAGUCCUUGUUACAUUGAUAAUACCGCCGACAUCCCCAAGACCGCUAAGCGUGUCAUGUGGGGCAAACUGAUAAAUAACGGGCAAACAUGUAUUGCACCCGAUUAUAUCCUAUGUUCCAAAGAAGUUCAGAAUAAAUUUGUGGAAGAAGCGAAAAAAACUAUUGCAGAAUGGUACGGUCAAAACCCCCAAGAAAGCCCCGAUCUUUGCCGAAUAAUCAACAACAAUCACUUCCAACGACUUGUGGGUCUGUUGAAAUCUGGAACUAUCGCCACCGGUGGAAGAUACGAUGCUUCAGAAAGAUACAUUGAACCAACAAUUUUGAUAGAUGUGAAACCAGACGAUCCAGUCAUGAAAGAGGAAAUUUUCGGCCCCAUUUUGCCAAUUAUUAAUGUAGAAAGCGCCUUUGAUGCUAUUAAAUUUAUAAACGCCAGACCGAAGCCACUUUCUCUAUACAUUUUCUCUCCUUCGAAAGAUACGAGAAAACUCCUAGUUGAGAAUACAUCAUCUGGCGGGGUUUGUGUAAAUGAGACACUUUUCCAUGCUGGAGUUGAAUCCUUGCCAUUUGGAGGAGUUGGAAUGAGUGGAAUGGGAAGCUACCAUGGAAAAUAUGGUUUCGACACAUUCUCCCACAAGAAAUCAUGCUUAGCCAAGAAUUUCAAUUCACUUGGAGAAUUUUUAUCGUCGGGCAGAUACCCACCAUAUUCAGAUCGGAAAACAUCGGUUUUAGCAUGCCUGCUAAAACGACGACGGGGUCUACCCAAUUUGUACAUAUCGCAUGUGUUGACAUUUGCGUUGGGUGUCGGAGCUGCAGUUCUAGCACAUUAUUACAUAAUGAAGGGUCAUCAAAUUAGGCUUCCAUUCAUUGCUAGAAAAUGAGAAGGUGGUAUUUCAUGCACCGUUACUACAUAUAUUGUUGGCCACACGCACAUUUUUAUUUUGUUAUUUACCCAGUUGAACGAUAGUAUCUUACUAUAUUGCUUCAGAGAUGAUAGUAGAAUUUUGUGGCAUUUUACUAACAUUGUAUUUAUGCUUUAUGGAAACUUAUGUAAUUACGAAAAAUGUAUUCAAACUUCAAUAAAGUCUAGGUAAAAUAUUGUAGU
This is a messenger RNA of Hermetia illucens (black soldier fly), 2637 nucleotides long. RefSeq names its product aldehyde dehydrogenase, dimeric NADP-preferring (gene Aldh-III). Gene Ontology annotation, biological process: aldehyde metabolic process. Gene Ontology annotation, molecular function: aldehyde dehydrogenase (NAD+) activity. Bases 704 to 2413 code for a protein of 569 amino acids. The transcript is spliced from 14 exons. Gene Ontology annotation, cellular component: cytoplasm. NCBI's taxonomy places the organism in Eukaryota, Metazoa, Arthropoda, Insecta, Diptera, Stratiomyidae. The record is from RefSeq and is a predicted model, not a curated record.